Messenger RNA from Angiostrongylus costaricensis, 765 nucleotides. The record is from the annotation of a GenBank genome assembly. NCBI's taxonomy places the organism in Eukaryota, Metazoa, Nematoda, Chromadorea, Rhabditida, Metastrongylidae.
AUGGCUUUUCCAACAUCCGUUCUAAUCACAGGAACAGACAGAGGUAUUGGUCUUGGCUUGGUUAAGGAGUUCCUCAAAGUUCCUUGUGUAAAGCUAGUAAUCGCUGGAGCACUGAACCCAGACAACGCGAAGGGUUUGAAUGCUAUCACCGAUAGUCGGCUAAAAAUCCUCAAAAUGGAUGUAUCGUGCGACCGAUCAAUCAAGGAGGCCUAUGUAGAGGUAGAGAAGUUAGUCGGAGAAGCCGGAUUGAAUGUCUUACUAAACAAUGCGGCCAUUUUUCCACCAUAUUUCACCACUGGAGCCAUUGAUCGACAAACGCUUUUAGACUGUCUCAAUGUCAACACCAUAGGAGCUGUUGUCACUUGUCAGACCUUUUUACCUUUAUUGCGUAAAGCAUCCUCUCGUGGUACAGGUGAUCACUUUGGUGUUGAUCGUGCAGCAAUCAUAAAUAUCUCGAGUUUCUAUGGUUCUGUUGGAAAAAACGAGGAUGGAUGUAGCGAACUUGGUUCUCUCGCCUAUAAGAUUAGUAAAUCCGGCCUGAAUCAGUUAGGGAAAACAAUUGCUAUCGACCUCGCGGAUGAUAAAAUCCUUGUCGUUCAAUUUUGUCCUGGUUGGGUGCAAACCGAAAUGGGAAAUAAAUGUGGAAGAAUAGGUCGACUUACUGUCGAGGAGUCUGCUUCUGCAUUGGUGGGAUCAAUGUCAAGGCUACAAAAGCAGCACAGUGGAGGGUUCUUCAAUCGCCAACUUGAAGUCAUACCUUAUUAG